This is a messenger RNA of Hemicordylus capensis (graceful crag lizard), 5203 nucleotides long. RefSeq lists its product as uncharacterized. Gene Ontology annotation, molecular function: DNA binding. Lineage: Eukaryota; Metazoa; Chordata; Lepidosauria; Squamata; Cordylidae. The record is from RefSeq and is a predicted model, not a curated record. Bases 1763 to 3274 code for a protein of 503 amino acids. Gene Ontology annotation, biological process: DNA recombination; DNA integration. The transcript has 2 exons.
ACGAGAGAGGAGCUCUGUGCCCGAGCUCCUCUCAGUGGUUUGCUGGGGCCCCGUUCGGCCCUAAUAGGCAGUCCGGACUCGGACCGUAGGGGAGUGGGGACCCGGGCGGUUGGGUUGGUGGUCGGCGGCUGCGGCCGCGGUGGCAUUUUUCGGCCGAUUCGGCCUGUGGGGAGGCUGGGUCGGGGGUUGACGGCGGCAGCAGCGGCGGCAUUGUGGGUGUUGGGCCGAGUCUGCGGCCACGUGGGGCAGCAGUGGCGAUCUAGCCUUCGGUGGGGGGGCGGUCCGGCCGGUAUUUGGGCUGAUUGGCCUGGAGGGGCCCCCGGGUGGGGGGAUUGUUCUAGGCUGCUGGUUGCUUGGGCUGCGAGCCCACUAGGGGGUGCUAGGGACUCCCUGGGAGGCUGUUGCCGGGCUGACAGGCCCGGGUGAUUGACAGCUCUUACAGGCCCGGGUGAUUGACAGCUCUUAAGGCUUUUUCCCUCUGUCUCUGUUGGGCCUUCUGGGUGUGGCUGCCGGGGAGGAGUGUGGCCUAGCACUGUGGGUUGUGAUCAGUGGGAAUGCUGCUUGUUUUGGAUUAGUCGAUAUAUCUAAUUAAAAAUAAAUAGAUAGAUAUAAAAUAAUUAAGUAAAUACAUAAAUAUAUAAAUAAAUUUAUUAAUUUAAUAAAUAAAUAAAUAAAUAAAUAAAUAAAUAACCAAACCAGUAGAGACAGAAGGAGUAUUGAGCAAUUUCGUACGUAAUAAAAUCAAAUAAGGGUAGAGUGGUCAUGCCUCCCAGGAAGGCAAAAGGGAAAGCCGGGGGGAAGCCGAUCAAGCCUCCGAAGCGUCCUGCACCCCAGUCUUCAUCGUCGGAUGAGGAUGAUGGGGAAAUGACCCUCAUUAAGGGGAUGAUACAGCGGCUGGAGGCUUUGGAGCGGGCCAAGGCGCUGCCAUCAGAUAUGGGGGCAGGGCCUUCUGGUAAGGGGGGCAGAACUCGGACGAGGGGGGCCGCAAGGACUCAGUUAAUUGAUUCUUUAUCUGUCAGACUGAAGGCCAUGGAGGAGAGGCUAAGCGGCCCGAGUGAUGUGCCAGUGGUAGUUUUGGACGAGGCAGCAAUUCCGGGGGCAUUGCAGCAGGAGGAGUCUUCGGCGGCGGUGGAGAUGUCAGCUGUUGCUCAGCCGGGUGAGCCUGGAUCUGUUGCACCACACGGCAGUACCGGCCAGUGGCCGUGGUUUCCCUGGCCGAUACCAGCCGCUGGGGGUUGGGGCCCUGCCCCCUGGGGGGUCACACAUACAUACCCAGGUGGGUUGGUGGGUCCUUUGCCAGGGGUGGGGCCGAGUACGCAAGGGGUGGCUGAGCAGGUGUGGCAAGGGGUCGUGCCUGCUUCCAGUGGACCUGGGUUGCCACCCAUGCAGGGUGCAGGUUGGUAUCCUAGGGGGGUUAUGCCUACACCUCAGCAUUCUCCGUAUGGGGCAGUGGGGUUGCCUUUGGGGGAUCACCUUUUACUGGCCACUAAGGAGAAGAUUUUGAAAGGGGAAUACGUUGACAUAUUCUCCUUGUUAUUUAGGGAACCCGAGGUAAAGCAUAAGGAGGGUGAGUUGUGUAAAGACCACGCUGUGACGAAGCGUAAGCCAGUUGAGAAAUCCUGGAAUAACUGGCUUUCGGGUUUUACGAUUUAUAUGGGGGUGGUCAUUCUGGCACAGCCGGCCAGAGCCCUGGCGUUAGUUAAGUAUAUGGACAUUAUCCAUCGGGCUGUGUCGGACUUUGCUGGCAGUGCUUGGGUCCGAUAUGAUGAGAAUUUUAGGAUGCGAGCCGCUUUGGAUCCAUCCCUGCCAUGGGAUGCGCCUCAUUUGGAGCUGUGGGUUCUCAUCAAGUCGCCGACGCGACCAGUGGACGGUGAGAGAUCGGACAGCGGGCAUCUGUUAUCCAAGGCAGCGGCACUGUCUUUUCCUGCUGUUGCGGGCCAGCCAUGGGUUCAACCCCAGUCGGUUUGCUGGGAGUAUAAUCGCAGUGACCGCUGUGGAAGACAGGUCUGUAAGUUUAGACACGUGUGUAGCAUCUGUGGUGCCAAGCACCCGAGCUCUUCGUGCCCCAGGGCUCGUGGCUUCGGGGCAGGAUCUAAGCCAAGGUUCGAUGGGGGCAAGAAGGGGGGCCCUCCCGCACACCCUUCGGGUAAAGGGGCCCAGCCCAGUUAGACUGGACGUUUUGGAGCAGCUGUUAAUAGGCUACCCUAAUCGGGAGGCCGCUGCCUUGUUGAGUUCAGGGUUUAAAGAAGGUUUUAGGAUUCCAACGUUAUCUCAUAGGGUGGCCUUUAUGGCCGAUAACCUUAAAUCGGUUAAAGGGAUGGAGGUGGUAGUGGCCAGGAAGAUAGGUAAGGAGGCGGCUGCCGGGAGGGUGGCUGGGCCUUUCAAUCUUCCCCCCUUUGACAAUUUGAGGGUUUCCCCGUUGGGAGUUGUCCCGAAGAAGGCUCCAGGCGAGUACCGCCGCAUACAUCACCUGUCCUUUUUGGGUAUCGAGUUGGAUACGGUGGUUGGGUGUUCGCAUCUCCCGUUGGAGAAGUUGACGACGCUGCGGGGUCUUAUUGGGGCCAUGCAGGUGGCGCGAAAGGUUUCCCUUAAGGAGCUGCAGGUGGUGGUAGGUCAUUUGAAUUUCGCCUGCAGGGUGGUGGUACCCGGGAGGGCAUUUUUGAGGCGCCUUUGCGACCUGAUGUCCGGUUUGCGGGCUCCUCACCAUAGGGUAAGGCUUACGGAGGGGGUUAAGGCAGACUUGGCAGUAUGGGGCACGUUUUUGGAGCAAUUUAAUGGUGUUUCAUUCUGGAGGGCAGAGCAGCUAGUUGAGGCAGAGCUGCAGGUCCAUUCGGACGCGGCUGGGGGAGCGGGGUUUGGCGUUUAUUUUCGUGGGCGCUGGUGUUAUGGGUGUUGGCCGGUUGGUUGGGAGAGGGCCGGUAUCACUAGGGACCUUACCUUUUUGGAACUGUUCCCCAUUGUGGUGGCAGUGCACCUUUGGGCUGGGGAGUUCUCUAACUCCACAGUUCAGUUUUGGUGCGACAAUCAGGCAGUAGUGCAGGUUGUCAAUUCACAGACGUCACGGUCCCCUCGGGUCAUGGGCUUGGUUAGAGCUUUUGUUUUGCAGUGUUUACGUGCCAACAUUUUAUUUGUGGCACGACAUGUUCCAGGGCUUCAGAAUGACAUCGCUGAUGCCCUGUCUCGGUUUCAGUUGGACAGGUUUCGGGAACUGGCGCCAGAGGCUAUGCGGGACCCGGAGGUCAUGCCGGAAGCCCUAUGGAGGCUUGGCGCGUAGCUGCGUGGCAGGCCAUCGAUGCCUCCUUGGCGCCCAGUACCAGGGUGCUGGCGGGGCAGCGGCUCCGGUGAGAGGUGCUGGCGGGGCGGCGGCUCCUGUGAGAGUACUCCUGUGUGGCCAUUCCUUGGUGUUUUGGGCAUACAAGAGGGCCAGCGCCUCACGUUUUGGGACCCAACUCGGUCUGGGACAGCAGUCCAGAGUGUCUUGGUUGGGUAUGCGGGGGAUGCUUUGGGGACAGUUACUCCCAACUCUGUUAGAUUAUGUUGAUAGGUGUUCCUGUCCGGAUAUUUUGGUCGUGCAUUUGGGUGAGAAUGACUUGGGCAAGUGAUCAGGUCUCUCCAUCAUUCAACAAGCCUCUUCUGAUUUUGGGUCCUUGCGGGAUAGAUUUCCAGGGAUGAGGAUUGUGUGGGUCGAGUGGCUCCAGCGCAGAGUUUGGCGCGGGGUGCACUCUCUAAGGGGGGUUGAACGAGCUCGACGUAAGGCGUCUAAGGCUAUUGGCCGGCUCGUUCUUGAGGAUGGGGGCUGGGUGUUGGCACAGCCCAGCCUGUCGGCUUCAUUGCCGCACUUGUUUAGGCCUGACGGGGUCCACCUGUCUGUUCAGGGCUGCGAUUUGUACCUAUCCAAUAUUCAGAGGGGGCUUGGGGAAGUUGUUGGGGAGUGGUGGGGCAGGAAGGCCAAGCUAGGCUGACCUCCCUGUGUGGCAGGGACAGUGAGGGUUUUGGUGGGAAAUAGUUGGGUUUAACUUCGGUGAGCACCCUUGGGACGAGUUAAUUGGUGAUUGGUCAGUCGCUCCCUUGUGGCUUGUGCGGCCCAGGGAGGACGACUUGCCAUGAACCGGCUUCAGGACUUUGCAGAUCCUUGGGCUGCGCGGUCCGGGGUGUGCAAAGCCUAGAAGGUUCCAGACCCUCGAUUGGGGGUUGGUUGAAAGGAGACGGAUCAGGACAGUGCCUGAUGCUCUCCUGAGCCAGGGUGUGUCGCCCAAGCAUGGUCAGGGGUGGACUCGGGGUACAAACCUGGCCAAUACUAGGCCCCGCACUGUCUGGGUGGUUGAACAUGACUGUCAAGUUCGCUUGCUCACAGUUGAUUCUUGUAAUAAAGUUAUGACCAAUUCACCCAACAAAUUGUGUCGGUGUCGUCUUUGCCUGGGGUCUGGGGACAAUGCCCCUCCUCUGGCCCGUUGCCUGGGGAGGGCGAUUUGUCCCAGCCCCGGCAACAGGCAAGGAAGACGCCUGAUUGGUUCUCGGGCCGGAGGGGCGGGGCUUGACGGCCGUUAUCAGCGUCUCCCCGCCCUUCCUUUUCAGUUCGGCCCGAGUUUUUUCCCACCCUCCCACCCUGGUAGCAGAGCAGGCCUAGUGGCUGGUCGCCCUGUUGGGGGCCGAGUAGGAAUUUUUUGCUUCCAACAGAUUGGCAUUGGUUGGGUUUUUUUCCGCCUACUCUGUUCUGUUGCGUUAAGGGUGCAGUUAUUUAGGCAGGUCAUGACGGGCAGGGACAGUGCGGGUUUUGGUGGGAAAUAGUUGGGUUUAACUUCGGUGAGCACCCUUGGGACGAGUUAAUUGGUGAUUGGUCAGUCGCUCCCUUGUGGCUUGUGCGGCCCAGGGAGGACGACUUGCCAAGAACCGGCUUCAGGACUUUGCAGAUCCUUGGGCUGCGCAGUCCGGGGUGUGCAAAGCCUAGAAGGUUCCAGACCCUCGAUUGGGGGUUGGUUGAAAGGAGACGGAUCAGGACAGUGCCUGAUGCUCUCCUGAGCCAGGGUGUGUCGCCCAAGCAUGGUCAGGGGUGGACUCGGGGUCCAAACCUGGCCAAUGCUAGGCCCCGCACUGUCUGGGUGGUUGAACAUGACUGUCAAGUUCGCUUGCUCACAGUUGAUUCUUGUAAUAAAGUUAUGACCAAUUCACCCAACAAAUUGUGUCGGUGUCGUCUUUGCCUGGG